UGUCUCUGGUCGGGAAGUGCUCCUCCAGCAGCAUCAGCACCACAGCGCUCCUGGAUGCUGCGCUGGAGUAUGCACGCAUGCGCACCACAGUGGAAUUACUGCACAGCGCGCUCUAAGUUGGAUCUUCUCUGUCUUCACGGAAACCAGAAAACAUAUAAAAGUAUGGCGAUCUUUAGAAUAAGACAAAAGAGCUUCGUGCGCGUCUGGACGUUUACCGUGAUAGUGGCCGUAGUGUGUGCGCAAAGUGUCAAUGAUCCAAGCAAUAUGUCCAUCGUAAAAGAAACUGUUGACAGACUACUGAAAGGAUAUGACAUUCGCUUGAGGCCAGAUUUUGGAGGUCCUCCGGUGGGAGUGGGGAUGAAUAUAGACAUAGCCAGCAUAGACAUGGUCUCAGAAGUGAAUAUGGACUACACGCUGACUAUGUAUUUCCAGCAAGCCUGGCGAGACAAGCGUCUGUCCUAUUCUGAGAUUCCUCUUAACCUGACGCUGGAUAACCGGGUAGCCGAUCAGUUGUGGGUGCCGGACACGUACUUCCUAAACGACAAGAAGUCGUUUGUACAUGGUGUAACAGUGAAGAACAGAAUGAUUCGUCUCCAUCCAGACGGCACUGUGCUUUAUGGGCUCAGGAUUACGACCACAGCCGCCUGCAUGAUGGACUUGCGCAGAUACCCGCUUGAUGAGCAGAACUGCACGCUGGAAAUCGAGAGCUACGGCUACACCACAGAUGAUAUUGAGUUUUACUGGCGAGGAGGUGACCAUGCAGUAACGGGGGUUGAAAGGAUAGAGCUCCCUCAGUUCUCCAUAGUGGACUACAAACUCAUCUCUAAAAACGUGGUGUUUUCUACAGGUUCAUAUCCUCGCCUCUCCCUGAGCUUCAAGCUUAAGAGAAACAUUGGCUACUUCAUUCUGCAGACAUACAUGCCUUCCAUCCUAAUCACCAUCCUGUCCUGGGUAUCCUUCUGGAUCAACUAUGAUGCCUCGGCUGCCAGGGUUGCUUUAGGUAUCACCACUGUGCUGACCAUGACCACCAUCAACACACAUUUGCGAGAGACGCUUCCAAAGAUCCCGUAUGUCAAAGCCAUUGACAUGUACCUGAUGGGCUGUUUCGUCUUUGUCUUCCUGGCUCUGCUGGAGUAUGCACUGGUCAACUACAUCUUCUUCGGCAGGGGACCGCAGCGGCAGAAGAAAGCUGCAGAGAAAGCCUCCACAGCCAACAAUGAAAAAAUGAGAAUGGAACCCAACAAAUGGUUGGUGGGAAAUGUAGUUCAGAGAGACGAUGCUCUAUAUGCCAGAAUGAAACAGAGGGAUAUUGACGCGCAUGACUCCAUGUGGGAACCGAUCUUUGUGGAUGAUGCAGCAUUAGGACUAGGCGAUUCAAAAAAUAAGAUGGACCCCCAUGAAAACAUUCUUCUCAGUCCUCUGGAGAUCAAGAAUGAAAUAGGCACAUCGGAGUUGACCCUGGGUCUGGGUGACCCCCGUGCAACCAUGCUAGCCUUCGACAGCACCUCGCUGCAGUAUCGCAAAGCCGGCCUGGCCAGACACAACUUUGGACGCAAUGCGCUGGAACGCCACGUGGCUCAGAAGAAGAGCCGGCUACGGCGGCGCACUUCCCAGCUUAAAAUCACCAUCCCUGACUUAACUGACGUCAAUUCAAUCGACAAGUGGUCGAGAAUGAUCUUCCCCACCGUAUUUUCCUUCUUCAACGUCGUCUAUUGGCUUUAUUAUAUCAACUAACUGGAUAUUGGGGCUGUCUGAGAAGCGCCACUUAUUUUUAUGUCAGUAUACUCUUCCGUCUGAUUUUGCAAUACAAGCAGGACUUACAGUAUGAUGACAAAUUCCAAUCAGGACUAACUCUCUUUGACCUUGGGUUCACCUUAAUUGCUGGCUGACACUGAUCCUCUAAAGAGGUUAAGAACAAAUGGUGCCUGCUCCAAAAUUCAAUAGUUUUUAAUUCAUUUGAAGGUGUUGUUCAGAGUUUGGUUUGCUAGAUUUAUUUGUUUGUUUUAUGAUUUCUUUUAGAGCAAGAUGCAUUUGUUUUGUUGCCAAAUUAUCAAAACAGUUACUGCCACAAAUUAUCUUUAUACCAACAGAAAAAUCGACGAAAAUUAGACGUCUAGUGUCCUUUCCCCUUUUAAACAUUUCUAAAAGAGCAGCACUCGAUAAUUUAAUAUUUAUAUACCUUUAUUUGUAAUCUUUCUCUUUUUUUCACAGUCUAUUGAGUGAAGAGACAAUAUGAAUAGUUUUAACACAAGGCUGUAUUUUCUACUUCUCUACUCACAGAUGAUAGUUUAUUUAUCCAAGAGAAUUUAUUAUACACUUUUAUGUAACCUCAUUUAUUUUGAUAAAACUUGUCACUCAAAUAAUCUAAAUUAUAUUCUCACCUUAACCUUCUCACAUUUCCACUAUGCUUGUAUUGAGUUUAAUUUCGAUAUCCAGCAUGCCAUGGAAAUUGAAGGCAUUAUUACUAAUAACACAAACUCAGUUUUUAUAGUUCUCAUAAGUUUAAUUUGUUAUUCAGCUAAUCUGUACAUUAGGACUCCCACUCAUUUUAGCAUUCCCAUGAGCACUUGAGCUAUAAAUGCCAUGUGAAUGAUUGGCAUUCAGCAGUAAAUCGCAAUGCUUAUUGGCUGAUAGCAGCAGAGGAACAUGCACAGUCCCAAGCCUUCGAUAAGCAGCGAUAAUCCUGAAAAAAAAGAGAGAAAAAAAAAAAAAAAACUUGGCACUGGCAAAACAAAUAUUUGCCAUUUCAUAACAUUAUAUGCCUACUUUCGAAUAGCCAUCACUGGAGAAAUAUGCAUUUUGUUUAUACAAUGGUACAAUGAUAUAGUUACAUCUACCAGCAUGGGUUAACCAGAUGCUGACCAGACAAACUUUGACAUCUUGUGUGUAGCCUCAACCUGUCCUCACUCCAGCCCAAAAACUGACUCAUGGUCAAGCACCCUGCACAUCACUAUUAAAACACUAAAGGUUUCCAAUGCCAUCGCUAUAUAGACAAACUACUGCAGGAACACCAUUGCUUUUAAUGAGAAUCCUGUGAUGGGAAUUAAAUUAUGAAAUUAUAUUUUGUUGCAUUUUUUUUUUUAUUAUUAUGACAAAUGUUAUUAUUAUUAUUAUUAUUUUCAGUUUAAACCCAAAUUAUGGUUAAAUACUUUAUUUUACAUUACAUGUACUUACCCAAGAAAGUACUGGUAGUAUAAGGAAGCUGUGUGGAUUAAGGUUAGGUUUAGGGGUCGGUUCAUGGUUAGUACCCUGUAAUUACUAUAAUAAGUACAUGUACAUGUGGAACAUGAUUUCUUUUACAUUACAUUACAUUUAGACAUUUUUGAGCACCUAACUCCACAUCUACCCAACAAACAUAACCAUCUUGCAAUAUAAAACAAUGUAAACACACUAUAUGACCAGAGUAUAUAUACAAACAUUUGUUCAAGAAUGAUAAAUAAUCAAAUAAUCGUUUUCAAGGCAAAACGAUUGCUUUGUGUGAGGAACAGACCCAGAGCUGAUCACUGUCUCCAUUCGCCACAAUGCUCACAUAUUGCAUGCUCAAAAAUAUCUGUCAACGUAUAUUAUAUUAUAUUAUAUUAUAUUAUAUUAUAUUAUAUUAUAAUUUCUACUUUUACAGAUGUAUGCAAAGUUUUAGAUGCAUAUUCCAUUUGGGUCCUACUUUAUAUUAAGGGUCUUUAAAUAAUAUGUACCCUACUUACCACCAAAAAAAACUAUUUAUUGCUACAAUUUAUUUGAUUUAUUGGUACAAUGUACUUAUGUGUUCAUGUUUGUGUAGCAAAACACAUUUGCUGCUUUGAGGUCUGUUAAGGUUAGGGGCAGGUUUGGAGUUAGAUUUUUGGGUGGGUGGGUUAAUUAUAUAAUGCAACUACAUAAAUUAAUUAUACAUGUCUCUACAUACUUUAAAAAAAAAAAAAAAAAAAAUAUAUAUAUAUAUAUAUAUAUAUAUAUAUAUAUAUAUAUAUAUAAACAUGUAUGUAUAUAAUAAGUACAUUGUAUCUAUUAAUCUGUUUUUUUUUUUUUGUAUCUAUUGUACCCCUUUGUUUUCUUUUGCUUUUUUUUUUUUUUUUUUAGUUUUUGACGUUUUGUGUGAGAACAGGUUGGUAUUCAGGCUACUAACAUUUAGGAAAGAGUCUGGUCCACAAAGUUUAUUCUGCCCAAGCAUUACAUGCUGACACUGAAAGAGAAUGACAUGUGAGGAUGACAUCUGAAUUAUGUCAUCUGAAUUAUAUUAUAUUUCAACUAUCCAAUAACACAUUAUUGUUACACAUAUAACGCACACACACACAAAACAAAAAACAAAACAAAGCAGAUGAUACAGUUACACUGGAAGAUGUCUAAUUGAGCUGCUGCUAACUGCCUCAGACAAAGUAUUUAUCUUCAGAUUCAAUACUUAGAACCUCUCAAUCUUUGGUCAAUUCAGCAAAUAUAUAUAUAUUACAAGUAUUUCUCCUGAUAAUCUUGUAUAAUCUGAUAACACUACUUCAAACAGUCUGUGCCGUCUGCAUGCAGUCUAAGGCUGAGACUAAGAUUCAACUCUAUUAUUUCUUUCUUUCUUUCUUUCUCUUUCUUUCUUUCUUUCUUUCUUUCUUUCUUUCUUUCUUUCUUUCUUUCUAUCUCUCGAUAUAGGCGCUUUACACAUCUUGAAGCAUUGCUCAUUUUCAUACUGAUUUUGUUUGAAAAAGCCAGCAGUUAAGGAAUCUCUUGGCUUCCUCAAUGUAAAAGAGUUCACAAAAAUGAAGGCAUUCCUUUGUGUUAUGUACUGUAAAUAUCUCUUGUAUAGGAUUGUUAAAAAUGCUCUUUGUAUUCAGAAGAAGAGAGUAGCUCUGUGUUUACAUUUGAAAUGAAUUGAAAACAGUGAAUUAUUGAGAUGGUGGAGAGGCUCGUGGUGCAGAACCAAUAUUGCAAUCUUAUCCUGAAACAUGAUGAAAUCCAUCUAAAAGAGUGGGUCAGAGCUCAGCAUCCUCCUCCAGUGAGAAGGGCAUAUGAAAAUAGUUUAGCUUAACAAUGCUUGAAGAAAUAUAUAAAAGCACAAUACUGACCAGAUUUACACAAGGAGGGUAUACAGUAUACACGUCUUUAUUUAUACAUUUACUUUUCAUUACAUGAAGAAUUGAAGAAUGAUUUUCUUUCUUCUUUUUUAAAUGGUAUAGUGCAUCUGUCAUAAUCAUUUAUGAAUUUGUGUAAUCCUGAUGGACCUGCAUGUAAGACAUUUUCCAUCAAGGUCUGCAGCUGUAUUUUUAUCAGCAGUCACAGAGGAAAAAAUAACAAUACGUAUCAUGCUCACCAAGAUUUCUUUGUAGUUUGGCAUUUUAUUUCUCAAUAUAUCAAUAAUCUAUGUUUUCUGUACUUUUAUUUUUAGUUGAAAACACAACAGGGUUGAAACAACACAGAAUAAGUUAAAAGCUCAAGGACGUGAUGAUUUACAUUGACUUAAUAUGAUUUUAUCAUCUUAUCUACCAACUCCUUCAGUGAUCAGUAAUAACUAAAUAUUGAAUGAUCUGAGACAUUAUUCAUAACCAGGAAACUGUGGACUUGAAAGCAUGCCAGAAAUCAAGCAACUCAUAUUUAUUACUCAUGUUUAUUCAUGCAUCCCUCACAUCUGUACUGCAUGCAAAACUGGUACCAAUCAUUCAACAAAUAUUUUCAUAUUCAUAUAGCUAAAUCAAUUCAACAAGAGUUCAGAAGGAACUAGAAAUAAAUUAGUAGUAUUUUACUAUAUGAAGAGAUGAAAUAUAAUAUGAUAAAAAGCAUAGCUUCUGGACUCAAGGAUCAGAAAUGUGUGAAUGCAUUUAAUUACCAGCCUGUGGACAGUUGAAUAGGUUAUUAAUAGUGAUUGUAUAUUCAUAAUGAUGUUGAUUAUGUAACAAUUAAGUGUAACAAUGUGAUAUUUUCUGCUGUUCAUUUGCACAAGAUUAAUAACAAAACAUCAAAGCAAUUCAUAUCAAUCACAUAUAUUCAUAUGUGCAGAAAUGUUUUUCUUUUUGAUUCUUUAAAAGUUGUUACAAAAAUGUUUUUAGAUUCUGAUUCGGUUGAUUUCAUCUCAGCUCUAGAAGAUAUCUCGAUGGUGUACAUUGUUUAAGGAAAUGAUGAAAGGAGAACUUGGGCAUUAGGGCUUAUUUUAUUGUAUUCCAAAAAAAAUAAUUAAUAAAUUAAUAAAAAAAAAGAAAAACAAAUACAAUAAAAAUCUAGAUGUAAAUAUCAAUUAAGGUACUAAACAUCCAAUUGGAGCUGGGUGUUCGUGUAAAUACAGAAUACUUUCUAACAGUGUGUAAUGUAAUAUUUCUAAACUUUCUGGUUUGUACUUUACUCGUUAAUGCAAAGGUUACAAAGCAAUGUUAUGAAAAAAUACUUGGUGACAAAUCAAUAAUGUAAAUAAUUUAAAACUUGCCACUUGCUCUCCUUAGUAAACAAUUAUUAUUAUUAUUAUUAUUAUUAUUAUUAUUAUUAUUAUUAUUAUUAUUAUUAUUAUUAUUAAUAUUCCUAUUUUUUUCUUUUAGGACUUGCAUAUAGUCUAUUAGGGAAAGAAUGUUCUCAUUAUAAGUCAAUACCCAACUAUAUAUAGUCCCUUCUCUUUCUGUUGUUCUUUAUCUAAAACACACUGCCAUACUAAAAAGUUCUACAAUGGUUUCAAUUUUUUUCCCCCUUUUGUUUUAUUUUGUAAUUAUAUUUUCCAUCUCAGGUCCUAAAAAUGACUGGAUGCCAUAAUUAGGCCUUUUUAGCUGUUUUAACAGAAUAUUCUGUAUGAUUGUGUGUGUGGGAGACAGGGAUGCAGAAACAAUAGAAAUGGUUUACGAUUGUGUGUGAGCACUAGUUUCUGAGAGCUAGAGAAAAUGCAAGCGCUUGGUAACUGCUUUGCUUUUGGUUUGUGCCUCUCAUUCUUUUAUUUGACUUUUUAUCUAAUUGCUUUUUAUAUAUUUGUAAUACUCCAACAAAAGCAGAAAGUCAUUUAGGAAUGAUGGAGUAAAGAUGGCAAACUGAGAGUGUGUUUUUGCACAUGUUCACAGAUUAAGCCUUAGCUUCUGUUCACAGAGGAGACGCACCGAUAUCUCACAACAUCAGAAAACAGCAAACCCUCUCUGACGCCAAGCAGAGGGUCAGCAGAUGCAUAUGGACUGACAGGAAAAAUUCUUGUUAUAAUCUUUGAAAAUCUAUGAACCCUCAAUAAAUACUGUAUAAAACUCUAAAAGCUGUCAGAUUCUCAGUUUAUGAUGCUUUUAUUUUCUUGUGUAAUCUUCCUUUUCUGAACUUCACAGAAAUUCAUGUCCUCAAGCCAGCCUCACACAUUCAGCCUCCCACAUACACAGCCAACAUUGCUGGUCUGAAUCCGAUGUUAUUAAAGAAAGAAAGAAAGAAAGAAAGAAAGAAAGAAAGAAAGAAAGAAAGAAAGAAAGAAAGAAAGAAAGAAAGAAAGAGAAAAGUCAAUUCAGUCAGUUGUGUGUUUACCAUCUGAGGUUCUUAUAAUAUGUGCUACACUCAAAUCUCAUUUUCCAAAAUUGAAAAUAUCAAUACACCAAUAAAGAAACGAUUGGGAAAU
This is a messenger RNA of Cyprinus carpio (common carp), 7537 nucleotides long. Its product is annotated as gamma-aminobutyric acid receptor subunit beta-2-like. The record is from RefSeq and is a predicted model, not a curated record. Gene Ontology annotation, molecular function: extracellular ligand-gated monoatomic ion channel activity; neurotransmitter receptor activity; GABA-A receptor activity. Lineage: Eukaryota; Metazoa; Chordata; Actinopteri; Cypriniformes; Cyprinidae. Gene Ontology annotation, biological process: regulation of membrane potential; monoatomic ion transmembrane transport; chemical synaptic transmission. Gene Ontology annotation, cellular component: GABA-A receptor complex; membrane; synapse.